UUGGGGGCUCUCUCCCGACGUCCCGCCAGUCCCGCUCAUGUAGCCCGACCGACUGCCGCCGGCAUCGUGCUGUCGCCAUGCCUCACCGCUGCUCAGCCGUAGGUUGCACCAAUAGCAGCAAAAACGGUUCGAAUGUGAGGUUUUAUAGGUUUCCAGCUGUCUCUUUGCACCCAAAAAAGCGUGCGAAAUGGAUCCAGGCCUUGCGGAGACAGAAUCCGGACGGUACGUCUUGGGAGCCAACCGUGAACUCACGUGUUUGCGGUGCCCAUUUCGUCAGAGACGAGCCUUCGCGAUAUCCAGAUCACCCAGAUUUCGCUCCGUCCGUGUUUGUUUACACGGCACCGGGUACGGCCACAAGUGCGCUCGCACGGUACAACAGGACAACGAAGCGACGGGAGGAGCUAUUCAAAAUGUGCAACGUCAAGCCUCUUCAACAAGCCCGACUGUAUCACUAGACAGUCACGGUGCUGGUGUACCCAUGAAUGAGGACCAGCAACCUCUUGUGACAGACGAGGACCUACUUUCUGCUCCGACAGAUGGAAUCGACUGUUCUGCAGCUGUUGUCGAAGAAAUACCUAGUGAUGUACUAGGAGAAGAGACAAGUUCUGAAGUAACGCCAAAUCUGCCAAACGAAGAAGUUGCGCUUCUUCAUGCCAGGAUCAAGGAACUGGAAAGUGAUGUAGAAAGGGAGAGACAACGAAAUGGGCUCCUGGACCUUGAGUUAAAGAAAUCGCAACAGAGUAAUGAAAACCUUGCUAAGAAGUGUCUUGAAAUGUCCAACCAGACACUAAGUUUAGACAACGUUAGAAAAGGCAAGCACUUCCUGUAUUACACAGGCCUAACAAGAUACGAAGUGCUGCACAAUCUGCAUGACCUUGUUGUUGCAAGGUACCCCGAAAUUUGCAAGGGGAACUACAUGCGUGCCCAAGAAACUGAGGAACAGCUCCUCAUGGUUCUUGUGAGGUUGAGGACGGGCAUGCCCUGCAAGGAAAUUGCUCGUAACUUUGGACUCUCCGAGUCAACUUUAAGCCGCACCUUCUCACGGUGGAUUUUUAUGUUGAAAGACACACUGAAAAGUAUUGCGCGAUUCCCGAAACUUCAUAAGGUCCAACGCAACAUGUCCGCAUGUUUUCGAGAAUUUCCCGAUACGCGCAUCGUGCUAGACACAACUGAAGUCAGAAUCCAGAAGCCAUCCGGUCUGGAAGCACAAAAGAAAACAUUAUGAGAAAAUUAGCGCAAAUACAAGGAAGGAUGAACGUUAGGACAGGACAGGAAAGAAAACAUUCUCUGGCUACAAGCACUCGAACACAAUGAAAUGUCUAAUCGGUAUAACACCAGACUGCUACGUUUCAUUUGUUUCAAACCUGUACGGCGGAAGCACGAGUGACCGUGCCAUCGUUGCAGAGAGUGAGGUACUCGACAUGUUGGAGUGCGGCGACGCGGUGAUGGUUGACAAGGGGUUUAAAGUGCAUGACCUCCUGCCAGCAGGCGUCAAGCUGUAUAUUCCCCCAUUCCGCAUUGCUGGGGAAAAACAGAUGAGCCGCAGCGACGUUGUCUGUACACGAAAGGUGGCACGGGCAAGGGUGCAUGUGGAAAGGGCGAUACGGCACAUAAAAGAGUUCCACAUCUUUGACUGCCCACUGCCAUUAAACAUGGCAGACAUCGCAGACGAAAUAUUUAUAACAUGUGCAUUGUUGUCUAACUUCAGGGGUCCUCUGAUCCAUGGAGCAGAGCAAGCAGGGUAGUUUUGUAACUUCAGCUGACCGUGACUGUAUGUAGCGACUGUGACAUGUAUGCUUCUGUUUAAGCUAGGACAAUAAACAAAAGGAGAGCAGUUUUGUAACUUCAGCUGACCGUGACUGCAUGUAGUGACUGUGAAAUACAUGGUUCUGUAUAAGUCAGAACAAUAAAAAAAUGAUUUCAC
Molecule: messenger RNA, 1924 nt
Organism: Ixodes scapularis (black-legged tick)
Lineage: Eukaryota; Metazoa; Arthropoda; Arachnida; Ixodida; Ixodidae
Exons: 3
Coding region: 188-1225 (345 amino acids)
Source: RefSeq, a predicted model, not a curated record